AGUCAGGGUUGGUCUGACGGUCGGUUGUUGGUUGGUUGGUUGGUUGGUUGGUAGUGUUGUCAAAGCGCGGGAACGACAGGGUUUCAGUUCGGCAGAAGCUUGCGGCCAAGUGGUGGCAGUGAUUGGAAUAUCAGCGUGAAUACUGUGCUGGUAAUAAAUCCCGUAGUGUUAGCUAUUGAAGAUAAGCGAACUAAUUUCAAGUUUUUCAUCUUGCGAUGCCACUUCGUAAAAUUAAGGAAAGUGCUCCAUCUAAGGAAGUUGACAAUGCAGAUCAAGACCCAGUAGCAACAAAUGGUGAUGUCUCAGAAGGGAGGUCUUUAAGAGUCCGAAAACCAGUUGCGUAUUAUGAAGUUUCUUCAACAGAUAAAAAGGGUGAGGAUUUGGACAAGAAGAUUGUCAAGGACGGAAAAAAAGGAAAAAUCCGAGGGAAGAGAAACAAACCGUUGAAAGAGAUACCCGGAACUAGCAAAGAAGGUUCUCAGGAAAAUUCCGAUGAGCCCGACACAUCGCAGAAAUUGCCCCGAAAAACAUUUGUUAUAAGUAAAACGUCGAAAGAGGUUUCUUUAAAUGAAACGUUCGCUGUGAGUAGUAAGGCCGCCACGGGGAAAGGAAAGGUGAAUAAAAGAAAUGCAGAACCAGAUACUGUAAAGGAGGAGGAUCAACCGGAAGUAAAGAAAACUAAAGAUAAGAGUGAAAUGUUGAACAAAACUUCUACCGAUUAUUCUAAAGUAGUUUUCAGCAGUGACAAAACAACUGCCAGUGGGGAAAAGUGGAAUUUGAAGAUUUCGUCAUGGAAUGUUGAUGGAUUGAGAGCAUGGCUUAAGAAGGAUGGGGCAAAAUUCCUUGAAUUAGAAAAUCCUGACAUAUUAUGUUUACAAGAAACAAAGUGUCCAGAGGAGAAGAUACCACCUGAAGCUAAAUUUGAAGGAUACCAUGCCUACUGGAGUUCAGCGGAAAAGGACGGAUAUUCGGGUGUGGCACUUUUUUCUAAACAGGAACCUCUUAAUGUCAAAUACGGUAUGGAUGUCAAAGAGCAUGACACUGAAGGCAGAUUAAUUACUGCCGAAUAUGAGAAAUUUUAUCUUGUCACAACAUAUGUUCCAAACUCUGGAAAAGGCCUUGUGACUUUACCGAAACGUUUGUCAUGGAAUGAUGCCUUUCUAAAAUACGUGAAUGAUUUGGAUGCUCUGAAACCAGUAAUAAUUUGUGGUGAUAUGAAUGUCUCGCAUCAAGAAAUUGACAUAGCUAAUCCUAAAUCAAAUACAAAGAAUGCUGGUUUUACGAAAGAAGAGAGAGCCGGAAUGACUAAAUUUCUUGCUCAAGGUUUUAUUGAUACAUUUCGUCACUUUUAUCCUGAUGAGUCUGGUGCAUAUACGUUUUGGACUUAUAUGAAAGCAGCUCGUUCUCGUAACAUUGGUUGGCGGUUGGACUAUUUUAUUGUAUCUCGAAGAAUAAUCGAUCAAGUCUGUGAUAGUGUCAUUCGUAAUCAGGUACUUGGCAGUGACCAUUGCCCUAUUACUUUGUUGUUUCACAAUAAAUAAGUUUUGAAAGGAUGUUCUUAAAUCAAUUUGUAAUUCGUUAAUCUCAGUUUUAAUAAAAAUGUUUCUGAAUUCUCGUUA
Gryllus bimaculatus (two-spotted cricket) is the source of this 1619-nucleotide messenger RNA. The record is from the annotation of a GenBank genome assembly. Lineage: Eukaryota; Metazoa; Arthropoda; Insecta; Orthoptera; Gryllidae.